AUGCCUCAUGCACUGAACUCGGAAGUUGAAUACCUCCUGACGCUGGAGGCCAUCCGGGAGCGAUCCCGACUAGUCUACCAGGCUGCCUUGGAUGGCAGACUGAAUAGCUUCGAGUACAAUAGUGACCGCAUGCCGGCCGUUGCCGACUUUGUCUGCGACAUCAUCAGGCGUGACUUUGGGCCUGACCGGUACUCCGAGAUUCCUCCCCAUGGCCGCUGGCAGCACUUCAACGUCGGAGGUAUCGAUCGAAUCUCGCCACUCCUAAAAGAGUGGAAGUCAGAAGGCUGUGACGAUGUUGAGAUCACUCGCAGAUUGGUUGAUCUUUUCUUUGUCUCAGUCCUGCUGGACGCUGGUGCGGGCGACGCAUGGACGUUCGAAGAGGAGUCUACGGGUCGAUUUUACAAUCGGAGUGAGGGAAUUGCGAUUGCAUCACUUUACAUGUUCUUAGCCGGUGCAUUCUCUACUAGUGAUGAGAGGGCAGCAAGUGUGGAUGCUCAGGGUCUGGUCGAGCUCAGCGAAAGCGCUUUCAGCAAAUUCUUUCAACUUAGUCCUGAAAAUCCACUGGUUGGGGUUUCAACGCGAGUACAACUUCUGAACAACGUUGGCAGGUCCCUCCUCGGUUUGUCAGAUGUGGUGGGCAAGAGGGGGCGUCCAGGAAACCUGGUCGACUAUCUGUUGUUUUCAAAGUCCAAUGGUCAGAUUGACUAUCGGACGAUGUGGUCGGUCCUCCAGAUGAUUCUCAUUCCAGCCUGGCCAAAGGAUAGACCCUCCAUUGCAGGUUGUCCGAUCGGGGAUGCUUGGCCUGUCAAGGUCUUAUCACAGAGAGCUGUCGAGGCUGGAUGCCGUGAUGACCUGUCAAUGAGUGUUCAGCCGUUUCAUAAACUCACGCAGUGGCUCGGGUACUCUUUGACUGUGCCUUUCGCCCGCAUACUUGGGGUCGCGGUUCACAACCAGGACUUGGGAACGGGGCUCCCUGAAUAUAGGAAUGGUGGUCUCUUCGUCGAUCUCGGAGCCCUUCAGCUCAAAGCUCCGGCUCUCGAGACGGGUUGUUUGGCCUCCAAGCAAGAACUACCCAUGUUCAGUGCGACAUCUGACACUAUCAUCGAGUGGAGAGGUAUGACGGUAGCUCUACUUGAUGAACUCUUCAAGAUCGUAUCAGCACGAUUUACUGAGCAAGGUGUUCAGCUCACCAUGGCUCAGAUGCUGGAAGCAGGGACAUGGAAAGGGGGAAGAGAAUUGGCGGCGAAGUACCGUCCGACAACAAAGUCAAGUCCUAUUCUCAUUGACGGUGAUGGGUCAUUGUUCUAA
Thyridium curvatum is the source of this 1308-nucleotide messenger RNA. RefSeq lists its product as uncharacterized. The transcript has 3 exons. The record is from RefSeq and is a predicted model, not a curated record. The coding region runs from base 1 to 1308 and encodes 435 amino acids. NCBI's taxonomy places the organism in Eukaryota, Fungi, Ascomycota, Sordariomycetes, Thyridiales, Thyridiaceae.